GUUGCCAGUCUUGUUAUUUUGUUUUCAUCCCACCUUUGCAAUGGAGACUGACUUUCUGUUCAACGUCAACCACGGCUUCAUUGAAGGCAUUGUCCGCGGCAUUCGCAGCGGCUUCCUCAAGCAGUCAGAGUACCUGAACAUGCAACAGAGCGCCAACAUUGACGACUUUAAGCUGCACUUGCAGUCCACCGACUAUGGCAACAUGCUCGCCAACGAGCCGUCACCAAUCUCGGUGUCCACCAUCUCGGACCGCUUGACGGAGCGCCUCGUGUCCGAGUUCCACUACAUUCGCAACAACUCGUUCGAGCCCCUGUCCAAGUUCCUCGACUUUAUCACAUACGGCUACAUGAUUGACAACAUUGUGCUGCUCAUCCAGGGCACCUUGCACGAGCGCGACCUGUCCGAGCUUCUCCCCAAGUGCCACCCUCUUGGUCUCUUCGAGAGCAUGGGCUCGAUCACGGUGGCCAGCACCCCCGCAGAGCUGUACAACUCGGUCAUUGUCGACACACCGCUUGCCCCCUACUUCCAGAGCUGCAUUUCCGAGCAAGAUCUCGACGAGCUGAACGUUGAAAUCAUCCGCUCGUCCUUGUACAAGGCAUACCUUGAGGACUUUUACGAUUUCUGCGAAGGCGUUGGCAGCAACACUGCCGAGACCAUGAAGCGCAUUCUCGAGUUUGAGGCCGACCGUCGCUGCUUUAUCAUUACCAUCAACUCGUUCGGCACCGAGCUCAGCAAGGACGACCGAGCAAAGCUGUACCCCCAGUGCGGUCGCCUGUACCCUGACGGUCUGAUCAAGCUCGCGCGCGCCGACGAUCUCGACGGUGUUCGUGCUGUUGCCGAGUACUAUGCCGAGUACCGUGCCAUGUUCGAGACCAGCGGCUCGUCGUCGUCGGACAAGACUCUGGAAGAUCGCUUCUUUGAGUACGAGGUCAAGCUCAACGAGCUGGCUUUUGAGCAGCAGUACUCGUUCGGCAACAUCUACGCCAUGCUCCGACUCAAGGAACAAGAGGCUCGCAACAUUGUUUGGUUGGCAGAGUGCAUUUCCCAAAACCAGCGAGCCAAGAUUGACAACUACAUUCCCAUUUUCAAGUAAACGAUGGUGCGGAUUGUUUGAAGCGAACAAGGGGGGCAAAACGGAAACCCUCAAGACGGACUGGAAAAAGAAAACUGCUCCCAUCGACCUACAUUGGACUUGAGGCCAAUUUUGCUUUGUCUUUAUUUUGCUGUAUUUCCUGUCUGGCGUUGUGUGUUGUUUUUUGUGUGAGUAUGAGUGUGGUCUCUUUUUGUUUGAUUACUGACGUUCAUCCUUUUCAUUACAUGUUGUUCAAUGCUGGCAUCAAGAACAUCGACGACAAAUCAAAACCGCCUGGCGUUGAUGCAAGCCCAUUGGUAAUUUCCAACCAUUGGCAACAAACUCGGUAGAAAGGUGCCCAACCAUCCAUGAUAUCUCUCCGCCAGCUGCGAGAUGGGUGCCGUAGAUGGCCUGACGUGCUUGAAUGACGCGUUAUACCUUGGAUUGGUCUUUUGGAACGAGUAUGAAAUAUCAGUGAGAAAUCAGUGGCGAGUUGAUUGAUUUUUAUGAUUUUCGCGAGCAGAACCCCGAAGGGGUUUUGUGCUUUAACAUCAGUCUAACAGUGUAUUGAGGGGUAGAUUAAUCAAUAGUUCAACCGUUCCAGCCAAAUUAGAGGAACGCCGAGGCGUUGUGUUUUUCU
Messenger RNA from Capsaspora owczarzaki ATCC 30864, 1712 nucleotides. RefSeq names its product ATP synthase subunit. Gene Ontology annotation, molecular function: proton-transporting ATPase activity, rotational mechanism. The record is from RefSeq and is a predicted model, not a curated record. Gene Ontology annotation, biological process: vacuolar transport; vacuolar acidification; proton transmembrane transport. Gene Ontology annotation, cellular component: early endosome; lysosomal membrane; proton-transporting V-type ATPase, V0 domain. The transcript has 4 exons. Lineage: Eukaryota; Filasterea; Ministeriida; Capsasporidae. The coding region runs from base 41 to 1093 and encodes 350 amino acids.